UAUUAUGAGUUUAAAGAAUCGAAUUCUGAAAUAUUGUAUGUUGUAGGCAUUUUGAACUCGAAACGUUCCUUUGAAAGAAACUGAAUUCAUUUCUUUUGUUCCGUAUGAUUUUAGAACUGUCUCUACACCUAACCAAUAGUUGUCAAGUCCUCCGUUUGGCGGGAAUAUGUGCUUAAUAUUCCCGCUUGUUGCAAUUAGUGUUUGCUCCUUAUGUUGUAAAUAAAUUUACUUGUAUAUUUCUUGAAAUUCAUAAUAAGAUGCCCGAAAUAACAAUUAAUAAUGUUAUCGUCAAUUUUCCUUUUAAACCGUAUUCUGUACAAGAAGAAUAUAUGACCAAAGUGAUAGAAUGCCUCCAGAACAAUAAAAAUGGUGUUUUGGAAUCACCAACUGGAACUGGAAAAACUCUCAGUCUUUUAUGUUCCUCCUUAAGUUGGUUAUUGACAAGAAAAGCUCAAAUGCAAGCACAAUCGUUGAUAGGUGCAGUAGAUAAUCCCACUUUUGGAGGACAUUUUUUUAAAAAGUUAAACAAUGAGCUUAAAGAAGCUACGGGUAGCACAAAACCUUCUACUGGUUUUACUUGGGCAGCACCAAAAAUUAUUUAUGCAUCUAGAACACAUUCCCAACUUUCUCAGGCGAUGCAAGAAUUGAAAAGAACUUCUUACAAACAUGUAAGUGUGGCUGUAUUAGGAUCUCGAGAUCAACUUUGUAUUCAUCCAGAAGUUUCCAAAGAAACCAAUUCUUCCAACAAGAUACAUAUGUGUCAUUCUAAACUAAAAUCUAGGACAUGUUUUUAUUACAAUAAUGUUGAAACCAGGAAAGAAGAUCCUUUUUUUAAACAAGAAGUAUUAGAUAUAGAAGAUUUAGUUAAAGCAGGUCAAAAAUACAGAUGUUGCCCAUAUUUUUUAUCUAGAGAACUUAAACAAACUGCAGAUAUUACCUUUAUGCCAUAUAAUUAUUUAUUAGAUCCAAAAUCACGAAGAUCUCAAGGUAUAGAUUUACAAAACUGUGUUGUUCUCCUAGAUGAAGCACACAAUAUUGAAAAAAUAUGUGAGGAAGCAGCAUCUUUACAGAUAUGUAGUACUGAUAUUGCAAUGUGCAUUGAAGAACUAUCAGUAGUAAUGGAAGACAUGGCUAAAGAAAUGACAGAACAAAACGAUUUUUUAACAGAAACAACAAAUGUUCAAAAAGAUUUUACUGCUGAUGACUUAUGUAUCUUAAAAUCUAUGUUUUUGGAAUUAGAAAAGGCUAUUGAUGCAAUAGAAAUCAAAAAACGUGAAGAAGGAGAUACACACCCUAGUGGAUUCAUUUUUGAAUUAUUAGAAAAAGCACAAUUGACCCACGGUAAAGAGCAACUUGUAAUAGACAAAUUAGAUAAAAUUGUAUUUUACUUAUCAACUGCAAGUAUAUCUCCAUUUGCAAGGAAGGGUAAUGCUCUCCAAAAAUUCAGUGACCUGCUAAGAACCGUGUUUAGCAGUGGCAAUAGCGCUCGUUAUAAAGAGAAAAUUAAACAAUGCUAUAAAGUAUAUAUUCAGGUAGAAGAACCAAAAAAAGGUAAAAAAGAUGUUUGGGAAUCGAAAAAAAAGGUCUUGAAGAAUGAAGGAAAAAUUAUUAGCUAUUGGUGCUUCAGCCCUGGAUAUAGCAUGCACCAAUUGAUGGAACAAGGUGUGCAUUCAAUAGUGUUAACAAGUGGAACAUUAUCUCCCUUACAACCUUUUAUAUCUGAUCUUGGAAUACCAAUUGAAGUUCAAUUAGAAAAUCCACAUAUUGUAAAAGGAGAUCAAAUAUGUGUAGGUGUCCUUAGUCAAGGCCCUGAUGGCUAUUCUUUAAAUUCUUCUUUUAAUACAAGGAAUGAUCCAAAAUACAUAAUGUCUCUUGGUCGAACAAUAUUUAAUUUUAGCUGCCUUAUUCCUGAAGGUUUACUAGUUUUUUUCCCUUCGUAUCCAGUAAUGAAAAAAUGUAGAGAGGAAUGGCAAAAUGUUGGUUUGUGGACUAAAAUAGCAGAACGUAAGCCAAUAUAUGUAGAACCGCAAUACAGAGAUGAAUUUGCGAGUAUUAUGAGUGAAUAUUACGAAAAAAUUAAUGAUCCUUCUCAUAAAGGAGCUAUUUUUAUGGCGGUUUGUAGAGGUAAAGUGAGUGAAGGACUCGAUUUUGCUAAUGCAAAUGGAAGAGCUGUGCUAAUAACUGGCCUACCAUUCCCACCUUUAAAAGAUCCUAGAGUUAUAUUGAAACAGCAAUACUUAGAAGAAAUGAAACGUUUGGAUAAAGAAACUUUAUCUGGACAGCAAUGGUAUCAACUGGAAGCAUCACGGGCUGUGAAUCAAGCUAUUGGUCGUAUAAUUCGUCAUAAAAACGACUACGGAGCUAUAAUCCUUUGCGAUUGUAGAUUUGAGAAUCCAAGUUUCAAAAAGCAGUUGUCUGCGUGGCUCAGGCCCCACGUUAAAAAGUUUAAUAAUUUUGGUGUUAUUACAAAAGACUUAAGAGACUUUUUUAAAUAUGCGAACCGUGCCUUCCCGCAACCAAAUAGUGGCAUGUAUUCGGGUGUUUCACUGUCAGCAACAUCUGCGUCGUUUGACACGAUUGCGUCUCGAACGUUAAAGAAUACUUCUAAAGCAAAUGAUCACAUAACUCGAGUAGAAGACAAUUUUAACAUUGAUUUAUAUGUUGAUGGAAAUGAAACAGAUAAAAAGCCUACUGAAGUAAAGAAGAAAAGUUUCUUCGAGAUUUUAGCGACCGAUUCGAAACCUAUGAUCAAUUUUAGUGAUUGUAAAUUAAAAGAACAACAAAACUUUUCUGAAUCAACAAAAAGUACUACUGGAUCAGCCCCAAAGAGAAGAAAGAUAAAAAUAUUACCAAUGGAAUGCAAUGAGUAUGUAUCAGGUCCUUCUACCGCUUCAGAUGCAAAUGUAACAAAUUCUCAACAAAAUAAUACAGAAGCUGACGACAGUACCGAUAAAAAAGCUCUAGGCAAAACAUAUUUAAAAAAGGUAAAAUGUUCAUUAUCAGAAUCCAAUUAUAAAAUAUUUGCAAAAAUGAUACAAGACUAUAACAGCACAAAUAAUUUUGAAGAAUUGUUAAAAGUACUUCAGACUCUGUUUCCACCCAACAAAGGAUUACUUCAUUUAUUUAUAGGAUUUAAACAUUUUUUAAAGAAACAGCAUAUCGCUCCAUUCGAAAGCCAUGUUGCACUUUUAGGAAAUACGUAAUUGCAACCGUCAUGUGACAAGUGAUGAAAAAAAUAAAAAAAAUUCGAUUUUAGUUUUAUAAGUAAAUGUACUUUGCGUAUUUUAUAUUUUUGUAUUAACUAAAAAUGUGAUAACAAAUAAUUUAAUUUUUCAUCCAAUGCAUUGUAGUUUUUUACUCAAUCACUAACUUCCGUUGAAAAUGUAUUGAUACAUUCGACCAACGCAAACGUGUUACAGACGUACGAAGUCUGUAUUAAAAUUACAAUUAGAACUUAUACAACAUGGUAAGGAACUAAAUUUGUACAACGGUAUUUUUAAUACUUAUAUAAAUACAAUAGUGCCGCUUGAGUUGUCCGCAACUCUGAAUCUUAUUUGACCAAGUUUCAAGAAAAGUAAUAUAAUUCCAGAAUAUCCUACAUAUGUACAUACUUCUUUAUUCUUUGUAUAUUAGGAAUAAUCUUUAAAAAGUGUAACGAUGGCCAACUUUCAAGGCAGAAUCACGGUCAACUUUUGCAAUAGCACUGAAUAAAUAUUGGAAUUAUAUUCUCUUUUUUUAUUUAAUGCACAUCAAAAACAAUUGUACUAACUAAAUUAGUACAGUCUUUGAGGGGGUCCCAUGGAAGAUUUGAUGUGAAGAGAGCGCACAUUUUGCCAGUGCUUCUU
Megachile rotundata (alfalfa leafcutting bee) is the source of this 3845-nucleotide messenger RNA. RefSeq names its product Regulator of telomere elongation helicase 1 (gene Rtel1). Gene Ontology annotation, biological process: DNA replication; negative regulation of t-circle formation; negative regulation of DNA recombination. Gene Ontology annotation, cellular component: nucleus. NCBI's taxonomy places the organism in Eukaryota, Metazoa, Arthropoda, Insecta, Hymenoptera, Megachilidae. Gene Ontology annotation, molecular function: ATP binding; DNA binding; hydrolase activity, acting on acid anhydrides, in phosphorus-containing anhydrides. The record is from RefSeq and is a predicted model, not a curated record.